Messenger RNA from Zymoseptoria tritici IPO323, 2198 nucleotides. RefSeq lists its product as uncharacterized. NCBI's taxonomy places the organism in Eukaryota, Fungi, Ascomycota, Dothideomycetes, Mycosphaerellales, Mycosphaerellaceae. Bases 294 to 1736 code for a protein of 480 amino acids. Gene Ontology annotation, molecular function: peptide-N4-(N-acetyl-beta-glucosaminyl)asparagine amidase activity. The record is from RefSeq and is a predicted model, not a curated record. The transcript is spliced from 2 exons. Gene Ontology annotation, biological process: glycoprotein catabolic process; protein deglycosylation; protein quality control for misfolded or incompletely synthesized proteins. Gene Ontology annotation, cellular component: cytosol; nucleus.
GAGAGUCCCCGACGACUGCAUAUUCGACAAUCCGACCACUGCAGCGCGGGAUCCUCGUCGACGGCACACUCUCUUUUGGCCACAGCCUCCCAACAAUUCGAUCGGCAAAGGAAGGAAAAAGCAGGGCUGUGCUCGGACGAAGUGGCUGAGCGACGCACCUGGUGAGCCGACGUUCGACUUCCAGACGGUCGUCUUGUCUACGCUCUCCUUCGAGACAUCCACCGCCGUUGCGCUCUCCAUUUCGACAAGGACUGCGAAACCGUAUACACCGACACCUCGUCGCACCCGCCAGCAUGGCCGACAACAAUCUCAACCGAGUCCCGCGCCGAAAGCCCGUCCCCUCGUCGCAGCCACUUUCUGAAGACUGGGCCAAGGACUUGACCGUGCAGUUCCGCCGUACACUCUCCACGAAGCGCAUGAACGAAUUGAGCAGUCGACCGGGCUCCAUUCGACGUUCGUCCUCGCGCGCGACACCCUCGCUCGUCGUCGUCCCUCAGACUCCUCCUCGAUCAUCACAUCGCGACGCAACACCGCAAUUACCAACACGAGACGCUCCUCCUGCGCCCUCACAACACGAUGCACCCACGCGACCAGCCUCACCACCACCAGCAUACUCAUCGCUCAAGAACAUUCCCACAUUAAUCACCCCUCCAACCGACCAAAAAUCACUGCGAUUUCGAAGCAUGCUCAUGUCCUUGUCGAACACACCACUGAAAUGGGAGAACCCAGGACUGUUAGACGAGGCGCUCGGCGUCAUCCCUCUCCAGCGCAUAUACGACGAAGCGCAAGAAGAGUCGGAUCUGUUCGAAGCCGAAGCACAAUCACUAGGACCAAAGACCAAGGCCGCUUGGGGAUACCAGGAUUGCGUCAUCCGCGCAUUGAUGAAGUGGUUCAAGAAUGACUUUUUCCAAUGGGUCAACAACCCGAAGUGCUCGCUGUGUCGGGCACCAACAGUAGCUACUGGCAUGGUCGCACCGAUCCCAGACGAGUCUGCCCGCGGUGCGAAUCGAGUCGAACUAUACCAGUGCAGCAACGCCCAAUGCCAGUCUUUCGAGCGAUUCCCACGAUACAACGACGCAUUCGUGUUGUUGCAGACACGGAGAGGACGUGUGGGAGAGUGGGCCAACUGCUUCAGCAUGCUGUGCCGAGCGGUCGGCAGCCGCGUGCGCUGGGUAUGGAACGCCGAAGAUCACGUUUGGACAGAGGUGUGGAGCGCUCACCGCGAGCGCUGGGUGCAUGUCGAUGUCUGCGAAGAGGCAUGGGAUGCACCCUUGCUUUACACUCGUGGCUGGGGUAAGAAGAUGUCGUACUGCAUCGCCUUUUCCGCAGACGGCUGCCAGGAUGUAACCCGCCGCUACGUUCGCAGUCCGAACGAGAACGGUGCGCCCCGCAACAGAGCUGCCGAAGGAGUCCUCGCGCACAUCCUCUCCGAGAUCAAAGCCCUCCGCCGCCGUGACAUGGAUAAGAUGGAGCGCUUCCGACUGGUGAAAGAAGACAUGCAAGAGGAAGAGUACCUCCGCUCUCUCAUCAUCGAGGCCAUCGCUUUCAAUGUCAGCCGAAUCAUCCCUGGAAGUGGAAGCGAGAAGGGCGGCGAUUCUCGGCAACAAAAUGUUGGGAGUGAUGUCGAUGCGCAGAAAGCUGCAGAGGCGAGACUACAGCUGGAGCGCGCGAGGGCCCGGGAUCCGAGGACGCAGAAUCAACAUCAGCAUCAGCCACGGGAUCAGCAUCAGCAUUGAGCCGUGGCGAGCCUUACUACCUUUUUAAUCCGGAUCCUCUGGCUGACCGGGAACCUCAUCUUUAUUCACAUACAUCCACGUUUUAUAUAUCCUUAUCGAUUAGCCAGCAUCCAGGAGCUGGAUUGCGGGUUUUCUUUUGUUCAUCUCACAACAAUGCAUGCGCGGAGUCUAGGAUGCACUCUGCAGGAGGGAGCAAAGGGCGCUUCCUCCAUUGGUAAAAGGAGGGUUUGAUCAUGGGCUAUUGCCUGUGGAGAGCAUGGAGUUCUCACGGUGGCGCAGUGGAGCGAAAUAUGAAGCGACACGACCUCCCCCAGAGCAUGAGGGAACGGCGCUCACUUGUUUGGAAUGCGGAAUGGAUCUUUUUGAUCUUCCUUGGACACGAUUGCAAAUACGAUGGAGAGGAGAUAGCUUUCACUUCCGUUCAGAGCAUCGAUACCAUUGUACUACUACUAUCACUUUUUG